UUGCUUGUUUUGCCCACGAGGAUGGAUGACUCAUAAUUCAUCAUGUUAUUAUAUCUCAACGGACAAAAUGAAUUGGGCUGCUAGUCGAGAUGACUGCAAAGCUAAAGGAGGAAAUCUGGCAAUAAUUGAGAAUGAAGGUGAGCAGAGAUUUUUGAAUGAGCAUGUCAGCAACUCAUAUGCUUGGAUUGGUCUCUCUGAUUUAAACGAAGAAGGAAAGUGGCUUUGGGUAAACAACAAGAUUCUCACCAGAAGAUACUGGAUGAAAGGGCAGCCCGAUGACUGGAAAGAAACAAAUUCUUCUGGAGAGGACUGUGUUCACAUAAAACCCCUGGCACAGACCCUUAACACCUGGAAUGACAUAUCUUGUAAAAGCAGCAUGAAAAGGAUUUGUGAAAAAAGUUAAAACAUGUAAAGUGUUUUAUUGUAGAUACUUACACUCACAUUUACUUUAAAAUUCACUUCUCUUUAAAUUAAAAUAUAUUUAACCUGGACAAAGAGGUCUAUUCUUCUUUGUGAAACUUCUUAUGUUCUAUGUGUAACAUUACCACUGGUGCAUAACAUAAAUGUCUGCAUGUGGAUUUUUAACUUGUUUGUUAGUGAACUGUAAUACAUAACCAUUUUGCAUUUUUGCAGCUUGUAAGCUUUCUUCCUGAUGAGUGACUGAAUAUGCUUUUACAUUUGUUAUCCUUUUUGUUUGGAUGACAUGGUAGGACAGUGGUUAGUGCUGCCUUACAGCACCACAGGCCUGCUUUGGAAUCUUGGUCCAGCCUCUGUAUGUCAGUUUUUCUCCAAGUGCUUUAUGUUUUCCUUUCAUGUACUAAAGAUGGACUAGAACCUCCAUCAGUCUAGGGUUGGAUCAUGCCUUAAAUCACAUAUAGCUGCAAUAGGCACUGGAUCCUGAAACUCCAAAAACGAACAAGCAGAUUAGUUGCAAGACAGAUCUGAUGCCAGAAUAGUUUCACAAUUUCAGUCUUAACACCUUCUUAAGAGCUGAAGAGCAAAGUGUACAAAGCUUACAUUGCACUGAUGUAUUUAUUGUGGUCAUUUGUUUUCUAAUCUAUUGUUUAAUGACUAUUAGCAAGUUAAUUGUAUUGUCUUUAAUUUGUUAAUAUUGUCGGCCGGCAGAGUUGCCAGGUACUUCAGUCAAAAUCCCUCUUCUAGCAAGCCAAUUUCCACCUAUUUUGAAAAAAAAGAAGAAAAAAAACUAAAUCUCUUAAGUAUUAUUUCAUAAUUUACAAGAUUAAUCAAAGCUUAUUCAAAAAAGGAACACUCUCCUGUUGCAGAGAAAGGUUUCGUCUCUUGUUCAAGUCAAUUAUGUGGCCAAAGCUUAUUAUAUAACUAUCCCUAGCCACAGUUGUAGUGAAAUAUUUUAAGUUAUUCUGAUGAAAAAUCCCUUCUGUCUUUCAACAUGCAUUCCUGUAUUUGAUCAGCAAAAAAUGCCAUGUUUUGCAGUACAUGGGAGAUAUUCUCAAAUGAUGAAGACCCUUUG
Messenger RNA from Erpetoichthys calabaricus (reedfish), 1489 nucleotides. RefSeq names its product CD209 antigen-like protein E. The transcript is spliced from 3 exons. The coding region runs from base 26 to 403 and encodes 125 amino acids. Gene Ontology annotation, molecular function: carbohydrate binding. NCBI's taxonomy places the organism in Eukaryota, Metazoa, Chordata, Cladistia, Polypteriformes, Polypteridae. The record is from RefSeq and is a predicted model, not a curated record. Gene Ontology annotation, cellular component: external side of plasma membrane. Gene Ontology annotation, biological process: biological process involved in interspecies interaction between organisms.